AUGCUGACCAACAAUACUUCAGGAACAGUGAGCUCUGUGCAAGGCAGCAUUAAUCAUGAGAAAAGACUUAGUGACUGCAAUGAAAUGCUAAAAAACUCCUUGAACUCUACAUCUUUUGAUUAUAACAAUGUGGUAGAUUUUAACCUGAGAUCAAAUGUCUUCCAAGGUGGCUCACUGGAAUGCCAAAGCUUGAUGAAAGGUUCCUACACCCCUGAUAUAAUUCAGAAGGCAAUCAGAGAUCCCAAGAAUUGGCAUGGAAGGAGGACUGAUGAGCUAGGGAAAUGGCAUCAGAAAAAUGCCAUAAAACUUAACCUGCUGAAAGCAUUGGAGGACAAAUACGGAAAGAAGGACAAGACUUAGAAGAUAAACAUUGAGGGUUGGAGUACAUUCAGCAAGAGAUCUUCCUCAGUCAUCUAAUAAACAUCCAUAUAAAGCAUGAACCCAUUGCUUGCUAGUUGUAAACAGCAGAUUGGUUGCUGGUGCUCUCUGCCCCUCUCAUUUAGGGUGUCUUUGGG
Athene cunicularia (burrowing owl) is the source of this 515-nucleotide messenger RNA. RefSeq names its product testis expressed 33 (gene CIMIP4). Bases 1 to 360 code for a protein of 119 amino acids. The record is from RefSeq and is a predicted model, not a curated record. Lineage: Eukaryota; Metazoa; Chordata; Aves; Strigiformes; Strigidae. The transcript has 4 exons.